Messenger RNA from Antrostomus carolinensis (chuck-will's-widow), 256 nucleotides. RefSeq names its product mitochondrial ribosomal protein S26 (gene MRPS26). The record is from RefSeq and is a predicted model, not a curated record. Gene Ontology annotation, cellular component: mitochondrial small ribosomal subunit. The transcript is spliced from 2 exons. The annotation marks the transcript as partial. Lineage: Eukaryota; Metazoa; Chordata; Aves; Caprimulgiformes; Caprimulgidae.
AGAGGAAAGAAUUAGGAAAGAAGCGGAAGAAGAGAAGAAGCAGAAGUUACAGGCUGCGGAGAAGGAGGCCAGGAAAAUGGAGGCUUUCCUGCAGGAGAAGGAGAAGGAGGUUCUGCAGCUGCAGGAGGAAGCCAAGACGUUCAUCACCCCCGAGAACCUGGAGGCGCGGAUUGAGGAGUGCCUGGACAACCCUCGCAACUACAACUUCGCCAUCGACAAGGACGGGCGGAUCGUCAAGCGGACGGUGUUGUCUUAA